This is a messenger RNA of Cervus elaphus (red deer), 1438 nucleotides long. RefSeq names its product serine/threonine-protein phosphatase PP1-gamma catalytic subunit. The record is from RefSeq and is a predicted model, not a curated record. Bases 176 to 1147 code for a protein of 323 amino acids. The transcript has a single exon. Lineage: Eukaryota; Metazoa; Chordata; Mammalia; Artiodactyla; Cervidae. Gene Ontology annotation, cellular component: nucleus; cytoplasm. Gene Ontology annotation, molecular function: protein serine/threonine phosphatase activity.
UUCCAGUGGGGAGAGAAGGAGGAAGCAGGGAGCGGGGCGGUUGGCGGGGACCCACCGCGGCUUCUGCCACCGCCGCCACCACCAUCUCUGUGCUCGUGGCGUGGGAAAGGAGGUGUGAAUCCCGGGCGUGAGCCGGCGGCGGCGCCGCUGCGGGAAGGUCGGCGGUGGGAAGGCGAUGGCGGAUAUAGAUAAACUCAACAUCGACAGCAUCAUCCAACGGCUGCUGGAAGUGAGAGGGUCCAAGCCUGGUAAAAAUGUCCAGCUACAGGAGAAUGAAAUCAGAGGACUGUGCUUAAAGUCCCGAGAGAUCUUUCUCAGUCAGCCUAUCCUGCUAGAACUUGAAGCACCACUCAAGAUAUGUGGUGAUAUCCAUGGGCAAUACUAUGAUUUGCUUCGACUUUUUGAGUAUGGUGGUUUCCCGCCAGAAAGCAAUUACCUGUUUCUUGGGGACUAUGCGGACAGGGGAAAACAAUCACUGGAGACUAUCUGCCUCUUGUUGGCUUACAAAAUCAAAUAUCCCGAGAAUUUUUUUCUUCUCAGAGGAAACCACGAAUGUGCCAGCAUCAAUAGAAUAUAUGGAUUUUAUGAUGAAUGUAAAAGAAGAUAUAAAAUUAAACUAUGGAAAACUUUCACAGACUGCUUUAACUGUUUACCGAUAGCAGCCAUCGUGGAUGAGAAAAUAUUCUGCUGUCAUGGAGGUUUAUCACCAGAUCUUCAAUCUAUGGAGCAGAUUCGGCGAAUUAUGCGACCAACUGAUGUACCAGAUCAAGGUCUUCUUUGUGAUCUUUUGUGGUCUGACCCCGAUAAAGAUGUCUUAGGCUGGGGUGAAAAUGACAGAGGAGUGUCCUUCACAUUUGGUGCAGAAGUGGUUGCAAAAUUUCUCCAUAAGCAUGAUUUGGAUCUUAUAUGUAGAGCCCAUCAGGUGGUUGAAGAUGGAUAUGAAUUUUUUGCAAAGAGGCAGUUGGUCACUCUGUUUUCUGCGCCCAAUUAUUGUGGAGAGUUUGACAAUGCAGGUGCCAUGAUGAGUGUGGACGAAACACUAAUGUGUUCUUUUCAGAUUUUAAAGCCUGCAGAGAAAAAGAAGCCAAAUGCCACGAGACCUGUCACACCUCCAAGGGGUAUGAUCACAAAGCAAGCAAAGAAAUAGAUGUCAUUUUGAUACUGCCUAGUUGGGACUUGUAACAUAUAGUACAUAACCUUCAUUUUUAAAACUGUAAUGUGUGUUGGUCAGCUUGCUCAAAUAGUGUUUGUGGGGCUCCCCCUUCCAUUUUUGACUUAAUGAAUGGUAUUUGCUGGUUAUAACAGCAAAUGACAGAUUCUCCACUCCCAAGGAAAAAUGUUUUGUUUAGUUCCCUGUUCCUUUUACAAACAACAUUAAUGAUGGUGUUAAAGCUGUACACUCAGGACAGUGUCCCCUGUCUAAGGGGUGAGUGUACAA